UCUUGUAGAGAUUGCUCCCUGGUUAGUAGUAUAGUAGUACUAGAAAGAAAACAGUAAUGGUAGAACAUAAUAAAAGAGUACGUUCUUAUUUUCCCUUUUUAUUUUAUUCUAAGUUUUUUCAAGAAUCAAGUCAUGUGGUUAUCAAGCAGUGACAACAGGGGACUUUCAGCUUAUUCUAAAUCAACAUCAUCUACUUUUUCUUCAUCUCAUUCUCCAUUUUCUUCAAGGGUCAAAACUAUGGAAGAAGUUUGGAAAGACAUUAAUCUUUCUUCUCUUCAAGACCACAAUACUAAUUACUCUAGAGAUCAUGAUCAUCAUCAUCAAAAUGCUAAUUUUGGUGGCAUGAUUUUACAAGAUUUCUUGGCUAGACCUUUUGCUAAUGAACCAUCACCAGUAGCAGCAGCAACAGCAGCAGCCUCCCCUGUUUUAGCAACAACUAUGCUGAAUUUAAACUCUGUUCCAGAGUUUCAUUUCUUUGAUAACCCUUUAAGGCAAAACUCAAUCUUGCAUCAACCAAAUGUUAGUGGAAGUAAAAGGGUUGUCCCUGAAACAGAGGACAAUUCUACAGGGGAUAGGAGAAAUCAGAGGAUGAUCAAGAACCGUGCUUCUGCUGCUAGAUCAAGAGCUAGAAAACAGGCUUAUAUAAACGAGUUGGAGAUGGAAGUGGCACAUUUAGUCGAAGAGAAUGCAAGACUCAAGAAGCAGGAACAGUUACGCUUAGCUGCAGCUGAUAAAGUUCCCAAAAAGAACUCUUUGUAUCGGACGUCAACCGCCCCAUUUUGAAGGGGGGGACGGGGGAAUGGGUUUAUUAGUAGUAAAAUUUAGAAGAUUUGUCUAAGUGAUGCUCGUUUUAAUAGUAUUUAAAACAAUUUCUGUUACUCUUCCCAUUUUGCUUUUUUUGUUUGUUUGUAAUAUCAACUCACUGUUGUAUUGAUGGUGGCCUUGUGGGCCGAUGAAUAUUACUAGUACUAGCAAGAUUAAAGAAAGAAGGGAAAAAAUAGGUUGUGGUUUAAGGAAAGUGUAGGGCAUUAUUAUCAAAUAGGAAGACGGUUUAGUCUUUUAUGGCAAUGAAAACAAUCAACAACAAA
Messenger RNA from Solanum dulcamara, 1088 nucleotides. RefSeq names its product protein FD. The record is from RefSeq and is a predicted model, not a curated record. Bases 133 to 783 code for a protein of 216 amino acids. Gene Ontology annotation, cellular component: nucleus. Gene Ontology annotation, molecular function: DNA-binding transcription factor activity. The transcript is spliced from 3 exons. Gene Ontology annotation, biological process: positive regulation of DNA-templated transcription. NCBI's taxonomy places the organism in Eukaryota, Viridiplantae, Streptophyta, Magnoliopsida, Solanales, Solanaceae.